AUGGCAGCCGCUUCUGUUGAAGAUAUAAAACUGGAAGAUAUCCCAGUUGAUGACAUCGAUUUUUCGGACCUGGAAAAUCAGUUCCAGGUGGACUCUGAGGUGAACUUUGAAAACUUCGUGGUAGUAGAUGGAGCCCCCGUAGCUCCCGAGGCCAAGGUGCCAAUGUUGUCCAAAGUGUUGGGAAAGCUUUUCUCGCAAGCGGGCAAAGUCGUGGACAUCAACCUGCCUAUUGACGAGGACAAAAAGUGUACCAAGGGCUACCUAUUUGUCGAGUUCGAAUCCGCGGCGUCUGCCAAGAAAGCUAUCAGGCUACUUAACGGCAAGAAGCUGGAUGUCAAGCACAGACUGCUAGUCAACAGUCUGAACGACGUGGAAAAGUACGGGUCCGACGACUUCGAAAGCGAGUUCCGCGAGCCUAAGUUGCCCGAAUUCCAGCCCACAGACUACCUGAAGUCCUGGUUGCAAGACGAGCAGGGAAGAGACCAGUUUGUUCUGCAGAAGGGAGAGCUGACCGGUGUCUUCUGGAACCGUAACACGCAGCAACCCGACAACGCGGUCGAGCCCAGAACCAACUGGUCCAACACCACGGUGAAGUUCUCGCCAAGAGGUACUUAUUUGUUCUCCUUUCAUAACCAGGGUGUCGCCUCUUGGGGUGGUAAGAGCUUUGAGCGUUUGAGACGUUACUUCCAUCCUAACACCAAGGCGCUUGCGGUGUCUCCUACUGAGAAGUAUUUGGUCACCCUUUCCCCAGACCCUAUCUCAGUUCCUGAAGACGCGCCUGCAGACUUCCCAUUUGGACCCGAGUCUAAUGGUCACCAACUAUGUGUCUGGGAUAUAGCCACGGGUGUGUCGGUAAAGACUUUUGCUUUACCUCCAAACCAGAGCCUCCAUUGGCCUAUGAUCAAAUGGUCUUUCGACGACAGAUACUGUGCACGUCUAGGUCCUAACGCUUUGGCGGUCUACGACGCCGAAAACAAUUUCGAACUGCUAGGAGGUAAGAUUUUGAAGAUUGAAAACAUCAUGGAUUUCUCCUUCGCCCCAGCUGGAGUCAAAUUAGCUGUCAACAGAAACAACGACCUGUCUUCUGUUCUUGCAUACUGGACACCAGAAUCCAAUAACCAAUCUUGUAAAGCCACUAUUAUGGAGAUCCCAACCAGAAGGGUCUUGAGAACUGUUAAUUUGGUCCAAGUUUCCGACGUGACUCUCCACUGGCAAAAGCAGGCCGAAUAUCUCUGUGUUAAGGUCGAUCGUCAUUCCAAGUCCAAGAAAACCUUUUUCACCAACUUGGAAAUUUGUAAACUUACCGAAAAGGAUGUUCCAGUUGAUAAAGUUGAAAUGAAGGACCUCGCAAUCAAAUUUGCCUGGGAACCAACUGGUCAAAGAUUUGUCACCAUCUCAAGAACUGAGUCGGUAGACGAUAACCCAGCCAUCCCUAAGAACGUUGUAACUUUUUUCGCACCAGAACAAAAGGAAAAGGCAGCCAAGGACGAUAUUAAAAAGUGGAAGGCCUUUGCAACUGUCACGGAUAAGUUCUCCAACACCAUAUCCUGGUCCCCUGCUGGUAGAUUUGUUGUGGUUGCCACUUUGGUAACCCCAGACCAGCGUAAGGCCGAUUUUGACUUUUACGACUUGGAUUUCACCGGCGAAAAGACUGACAACACCAGCACCGAUGUCGCUGCGAAGCUGAAGGCCGUAGCUCAUCCUGACUUCUAUGGUGCUACAGACUUGCGGUGGGACCCAUCUGGUAGAUUCGUUGCUAUCUGGUCGUCCGCAGUUAAGCACAAGCUUGAAAAUGGUUACAAAGUUUUCACUGUUGCGGGUCAAGUGGUUAGAGAGGAGAUGAUCGAAGCUUUCAAGAAUUUCGUUUGGAGACCAAGGCCUGAAUCGCUUUUGACCAAUGGAGAAAAGAAGAAGGUGAGAAAGAACCUGAAGGAGUGGUCCGCCCAAUUCGAAGAGUUGGAUGCCAUGCAAGCUGACAGUGCCAUGAGAGAGUUGAUUCUGCUACGUCGCUCCCUAUUCGAAGAAUGGAACAACUACAGAGACGAAAUCACCGACUCCAUGCAACAUGAAUAUGGUUACCAAAUCUUCGACCAGAUUGAAUUCUCCACAGCAGACGAAGACUUCGAAGUUGUGGAGGAAAUCAAGGAGGAAAUUUUGGAAGAGAAAGAGGAGCAAAUCGACAGCUUCGACGAACCAGCAACAUCCGAGUAG
Lachancea dasiensis is the source of this 2211-nucleotide messenger RNA. The record is from the annotation of a GenBank genome assembly. Lineage: Eukaryota; Fungi; Ascomycota; Saccharomycetes; Saccharomycetales; Saccharomycetaceae.